CUCAACGCAUAAUCCCCGCCAUUUUCAGACCUUGACCUCCAUAUUUCGGCCAUCAUUAUCUUCAAGGCAACCAACCAUUCACGAUCUCUGUGUUCCAACCUAUCCAUCUUCACUUGACCCAUACACAAGAUGGCGGCCUCAACAACCGAGGAGAUCCGUCAGCUGAACAAGCAAGCCGUCGAGUUUACGCCUACCAUGUCUCAUCACCGACCGCGCCGGCCCUCGACCUUCCUGUCACUGGCCCCGAGCACCUCGGACUCGUACCCUCGCGCUCAGCGGCCCAGGCAGCCUCUUACCCCGGAGGCUCUGGCCGCGGUCACGAAGCAAGACGGCGCUGCCAGCGGCGAGGCAAUGAAGCGUCGCUCCUCCAGCCUCAGCAGCGAUGCGUCCAAGUUCCGCUUCCUCAAGAUCGGCCCCGUCCACUGGGGCGAGCACCAGGACGACCACAAGGGCGACUACUAUGAGCUCGCGGUCGAAUGACGCGUCCAAUUCCUCCUUCGUCACGGAAAUGCGGCCCUCUCCCCAUGUUACCUCUGUCUCUCUCCCUAUCUCUGUCUUUCUCGGAGUGCUUUGCCAUUGAGAUCACGAUGCGAUGAGCUCGAGAAGGCAGGAAGAAUAAAAGAGAGAAACAGAGUAAGAAUGGACUCCUUUCGCAGGGCUUCAAACGGAGCUUGUCCGUUUCAUCCAUCAUGGGUUGCAGGGUUGACAUGGCCGCGAUCAACAGAGUUCGCCGGGGCCCUUCCCGGCCCCCCCUCCUCCCAUCCCCCCCACCCCCCUCUCUCUCACACACACAUACACACACACAGACAGACAGAUACACAUACAUCCGCACAAUGAGUCUUACGUGUCAUUUUCAAUUUCCCACUUGUUGGUCUCCUUACAAGUAUUGGUCGGACUCUGUUAGUGUGGAGGGUUGUAAUGGUGGGGAGUUUAAGGUUAACUCCGACCAGGGGGGGUCGCAGUCUAGCUUUCACACUAGCUUGUUUCUGUUACACGACGGAUUUGCUAGAGGCAUCUUGUGUGGGGGGGCAAGGGAGGAAUGAGGAAAGGAAAGAAAACAAAAAAAACCAAAAAAAGGAAAGGGAGUUAUUGCUACCUACCUUUCUUUCUUUUCCCCAUGAAAAUAGCCAAAAUAGGCUCGGAACCACCAGACUGAAAUGAAACAAGAAGGGCUAGAAAAAAAAAUAUACUUCAAAAAUCUUUCCCACC
Molecule: messenger RNA, 1209 nt
Organism: Thermothelomyces thermophilus ATCC 42464
Lineage: Eukaryota; Fungi; Ascomycota; Sordariomycetes; Sordariales; Chaetomiaceae
Exons: 1
Coding region: 130-480 (116 amino acids)
Source: RefSeq, a predicted model, not a curated record